Messenger RNA from Rotaria sordida, 1725 nucleotides. The record is from the annotation of a GenBank genome assembly. NCBI's taxonomy places the organism in Eukaryota, Metazoa, Rotifera, Eurotatoria, Philodinida, Philodinidae.
AUGACAACAGCUAUUUGUUCUUAUGAAAAUAUUCGUCAAAUAACAUCAUGUACAGUAUGUAAUCGAACAUUUAAAGAUCCUCGAAUAUUACCAUGUGGACAUACAUUUUGUAUUGAUUGUAUACGAAAUAUAAUGCUUGAUACAACUAUAAUGGCUUGUCCUAAUUGUUUAGCUAAACAUACUAUUGUUAAUGUUGAUUUAUUAUCUCAAAAUGUAGCUUUAAUGCAAUUAUUACAUAUUCGAAAAAUUGAUAUUGUUCAAAAUAAACAAUGUGCAAUAUGUAAUGUUCAACCAUCAAUAACAUCUUGUGCACAUUGUUCUCGACAAGCAUGUGUUUCUUGUUUGGAAGUUCAUCGACAAGAAGUUAUUAGUGAUAUUACACGAGAAACAAUGGAAAUUGAACGUAUGAGUGAUGAAUUAAAAUUAGCACUUAAUCAAACAUCAAAUGAUUUCCGAGAUCAAUGUGAUGAAACAUUUCAACAAGCUAAUAAACGUUUUGAUGAAAUGCAAAAAAAUUUAAAAUUAUUAAAUGAACGUUUAUGUCAAAAAAUUCAAGAAUUUCAUGAUCGUCGUCAAGCUGAUCUUGCUCGUUGUGUUGCUCGUCUUCAUACUGAAAUACAAUCUAUUGAUAAAUUUGUUGGAGAUUCAAAACAUUUACUUGUUGAUGUUAAUAUUCAAACUGAAGUAUUAUUACGUCUUAAACAACAAUUUCAAGAACCACGAAAACGAUUACCUAUUCUUUCUCGAGAUUUAAUUGAAUCAACACCAACUAUUCAAUUUGUUUCAUCUUCAUUUCAAAUGCUUAAUGAAGAAUUAGCUGGUACACUUGUUCUUGAUAAACCUAUUCAUGGUAAUAUUAGUCCAAAUGGAACAUCAGCUAGUGGUGAUCAUGAUAGUCGUUUAGCUGCAUUGGCGUCAGGUUCUCGAACAGGUAAAAUGGAAAUAAUCGGACAAGAAGGUUGUGGAAAAUUAGAAUUUAAAUCACCAGCUGGUAUGACAAUAAAUAGUGAUGGACAUUUAGUUAUAGCUGAAAUCGAUAAUAAUCGUUUACAAAUUUUAACAAGAGAAUUUACACAUAUUCGAACAAUAAUUGGUUUUCGUGAACCACGUGAUGUUUCAUUUACAAAAGAUAAACGUUAUUUAAUUACUGAUAAUCAUAAAUUAAUUAUCUUAGAUGAAGAAUUUCAUAAAGUUGAAGUUAUUGGUUCAAAUAAAUCUGGCAAAGGACGAAAUAUGUUUAAUAAUCCAACUGGUAUAACUAUUGACGAAGAUGAUGAUGAUAUUAUAAUAUGUGAUACAAAUAAUGAUCGUUUAGUUCUUAUUUCACGUGAUUUUAAAUGGAUACGAGAUAUAAAUACAGGUAUUGAUACAUCACCACGUUAUGUUUGUAUACGUCAAAAUAUAAUAUAUGUAACAAGUGGAACAAAAGCUUGUGUUUUAAUAUUUAAUAAAAAUACUGAUCAACAAAUAAAUACAAUACCAGAAUUAACAUUAGGUUUAUCAAUUGAUGCACCACGAUCUAUUCGAUAUGUACGAGAUCUUUUAUUUGUUACAUCAAGUUUAUCAAAAAGUAUAUUUGUAUUUACAAUUGAUGGAGAAUAUCGAGGUGAAUUAAGACAUGAAUUAUUUGCACGACCAAUUGGUAUUCUAUUUAUUGAUGAUAGUCUUUAUGUUACCGAUAGUGAUAAACAUGCAUUAUUCCAUUUCAGUGGUGUUCUUCAAUAA